Messenger RNA from Anastrepha ludens (Mexican fruit fly), 3045 nucleotides. RefSeq lists its product as uncharacterized. Lineage: Eukaryota; Metazoa; Arthropoda; Insecta; Diptera; Tephritidae. Gene Ontology annotation, biological process: DNA integration. The transcript has a single exon. The record is from RefSeq and is a predicted model, not a curated record. Gene Ontology annotation, molecular function: nucleic acid binding. The coding region runs from base 1 to 3045 and encodes 1014 amino acids.
AUGGAUCAACUGAUCUGUACAGAACUUCAUAAGGGUCCAUCUGGAGCCCCUAGGGCUCAACUGACGGUCUUUGGGUGGGCUCUGUUUGGAAGCGUAAAUGGAUCUGAGCCUGAUAUUCCACGCUUACAGUCGUUACAUUGCGAUGUUCAUUUGGAUCGAGCAUUGAACAAGUUAUGGGAGUUAGAAGAAGCUCCGCAAAAAACGUAUCUUACGUAUGAGGAGCGUUACUGUGAAGAACAUUUUGGAACAACGCAUCGAAGGGAACCUAACAGACGGUUCGUCGUCGAAUUGCCGCUGAAGCCCGAUGUACAUCUGGGAGAGUCGCGAAACUUUGCUAUCCGGAAUUUGUUACGACUUGAAAGAAAACUCGCUUGUGACUCCGAUCUUCGUUUACGCUACAAUGAAUUCAUGAAUGAACUCAUUGACAUGAAACAUAUGGAGGUCACGUCAGAGACUAUGAAUCCAACGUAUUAUAUGCCUCAUCAUCCUGUUUUAAAGGAAAGUAGUAUCACGACCAAAUUUAGGGUUGUAUUUAACGCGUCCGCAAAAUGGACUUCUGGAAAUUCGCUGAAUGACGCAUUAUUUGUAGGACCUCAAUUGCAAGAAGAUUUGUAUACAAUUUUACUUCGCUUUAGAACACACCGCUAUGCUGUAACGGCAGAUGUCGCCAAAAUGUGUCGUCAAAUCUGCGUAUCCUUAAAACACGCUGAUUUGCAACGCAUCGUAUGGCGUAGCCACCCAUCCCUGCCUAUCCAAGAUUUUCGCAUGGUUCGCGUAACGUACGGAGUGGCAGCUGCGUCUCAUCUAGCUGUCCGAUCACUGCAACAGACGGCAAGAGAUUCGUCGAAUGGUUGUGCUAGGGCUGUUAGUGUUAUUCUCAAGGAUUUUUACAUGGAUGAUCUACUUACUGGUGCAUCUAGUAAAGAAGAUCUUCGAUUGUUGCAGCAAAAUAUUUCCGAAAUAUUGAGAGAAGGGGGGUUUGAACUUCGAAAGUGGCCAUCGAACUGCGCUGAAAUAAACGUAAGCAUUUCCUAUGCAUCUACGAACAUAUCACGUUAUAUUGUCGACGAUAAGGAUGUUCAAGCUUUAGGUCUUAUCUGGAACAGAGAGGGAGACUACCUCACGUUUACCAUCAAUUUGACGGAGCCGCCAGUUAAGUUGACCAAGCGCAUGUUUCUAUCAGAUGCAAGUACGCUCUUCGAUCUUCUGGGCCUACUUGCUCCCGCAACUAUAAAUUCAAAAAUUUGGUCUCAAGACAUAUGGUGCACUAAGGUAGGUUGGGAUGAUAUCAUUCCUGAGUCUAUCGCAACGAAGUGGUUGGAGCAUCGCAUAGAACUCAAGCAAUUGGCACAUUUGAAGGGGAACCGUUGGUUUGGUACUGAAGUAAUUGGGUCAUUUACGCAAUUGCACGUAUACGCAGACGCGUCUGAGCGAGCUUACGCCGCCGUUUUGUAUGCACGAACAACACAAAGCGACGGUAGCAUUACUUUGUCAUUAAUUUCGUCGAAAACCAAGGUAGCUCCGCUUAAGCCGACAACGUUGCCUCGUCUUGAAUUAUGCGCCGCUCAUCUUGCUGCUAAACUAGUUCGAAGCGUGCUGCACUGCUGGUCUGAUCUCCGUUAUCCGCUUUUCGCUUGGACUGACACUACCAUAACAUUGGCAUGGUUACAAACUCACCCCAGCAGAUGGGUGACAUUUAAAGCCAACCGCGUCGCUGAUAUUCAAGAAGUUCUGCCUCCCGAAUGUUGGCACCACGUUCGUUCUGAACAGAAUCCUGCAGAUUGUGCUUCAAGAGGUAUAACCCCCUCCGAUUUAUUACGUCAUCAAUUGUGGUGGGCUGGUCCUAUUUUCCUGAAAAGCACUGAACAGUUGUGGAAGCAGAAAAUAUCUAAAGAGCACACUACAGAGCUGGGCAUACGAAAUAGAACUCGUGCCCAUGUGACUAAUUCUACAGAUUAUUGGUCCGUGAUGACAAAAUACUCAUCGUAUUCUAAGUUGCGUCGAGUUAUUUCCUACGUUUUACGCUUUUUGACCAACAUUCCGGCUAACAGGCGGCUUAAUGUUAUAAAGCGUUUUGGUAUACCGAGUUGCCAAGAGUUAUUUGAUGCUGAACUUCGCCUAAUCAGGUAUACGCAAUCUGGUGCGAUGCAUCUCGAAUUUGUGAAUGGUGACCUGUCAACACCAGCAUUCCUAAAUGCGUUUAAAAUGUUCACAAAUCGCCGAGGUUUUUGUAAGGUCAUGACAUCAGAUAACGGUACAAAUUUCGUUGGAGCCGAGAAGGAGUUGCGCAUUGCAUUUCAACAGUGCAUGGCUGUUAUUAAACUUCGAUCUUUCUUUGCAGAUUCGAAUGUCGAAUGGCGCUUUAAUCCACCGGCUGCACCCCAUAUGGGAGGUUACUCGGAGACUGGAGUCAAACAGGUCAAGUAUCAUUUAAAACGCGUACUAGGAGAAGUUCCACUAUCAUACGAAGAGUUCAACACACUUUUGACUGAAAUAGAAGCUUGCGUAAACUCUCGCCCACUCUGUGACAACUCUGAAACUGCUGGUGACUUAGAAGUUCUAACUUCCGGACAUUUCAUAAUCGGUGUACCGCUUAAGUCAAUACCGGAACCUGAGGUUCAAAGGUUUCGUGGAAAUCUUCGUCAGCGGUGGCAAGCAAUUUCUGCCAUGAGACAACAUUCCUGGCGUCGUUGGAGAGACGAGUACCUCGUGAGCUUACAACGUCGCACCAAGUGGUUUCGUUCUUCACGCAACAUUGAAGAAGGGGAUGUGGUUGCUGUUUUCAACGAGCCUCAUCCUCCGACGAAGUGGACACUUGCACGAGUGAUCAAAUGCCAUCAUGGUACCGAUGGACGCGUAAGAGUAGUUACGUUGAAAACACCGCAUGGCGAAUUGGUUCGCCCUAUAGUCAAACUUUGUCUUUUGCCAACGAAAGGAGAUUUAUUUCAGUGUCACAGAUUUCCCUAUCAAAAAAUUUAUUGCCAAACUCCAAUUCGACAAAAACAUGUACGUCAUAAUCUAAAUGUGCAGUUAACAUGCGUAUAA